GAGGAGCCAUGCGUGCUUCGGUAUUACGUCAGCCAUUGGAAUUAUCUCGAAUUCGGUUCACACUUGCGAAGCAGCCAGUGGCUCUACAUCGAUCGCGGCCAGUAUUCACGGUCGGACGACGGUCAAACAAGCUUCGAUUUUCCUGUGUGACAGGAGCGCUCGACUAGACAAUUAAACAAAUAUGGGUGUUCCGGCAGGCGAUCCAGAGAAAGGAAAGAAGCUUUUCAUCCAAAGAUGCGCACAGUGCCAUACUGUCGAAGCAGGUGGCAAGCACAAAGUAGGUCCCAAUUUGCAUGGACUCAUAGGUAGGAAAACUGGUCAAGCUGCAGGUUACUUAUAUACUGAUGCCAACAAAGCGAAAGGUAUCACUUGGGGUAAGGAUACGCUAUUCGAGUACCUGGAAAACCCAAAGAAAUACAUUCCCGGCACGAAAAUGGUGUUUGCCGGAUUGAAGAAGCCGCAGGAUCGGGGUGAUCUUAUCGCUUAUCUCGAACAAGCGUGCAAAUAGGUGCCCUAUCCCUUUUCUCGCGUGCAUGCCAUCGAUCGUGAAAAUUGCGACGAACGCGAGCGAGCGAGCGCGAAAUGCCAGGCAUGGCACGUGGCGCGAUAUUAGUACGAUUAUCAUCUCAUCCAAACCCGUCAUCUCACUCGUGUUCAUCUCAUGGACUCUCCUCUCGAUGGUAUUCAGAGCGUUUGCAAUACCUGAUCGAAUAGUAAUGAAUUGUUAUUGUAAUUGUUGAUAUAAGUAGGUACUUCAAGUAUGUAAAUUAAUGACACAGGGGUUCAGUACUGACCCUGCUUUUUUCUGUUUCUUCACCGAAGAGAUAUUAUCAGGAAAGCUAAUUCUCGCGCCAUGCGAUUGGUUGAGCCAUUCUUUCGCAUCCCGGGGAUUUUCUGUGUCCCUAACUAUUUAUUCUCACCAACUGAUUGUAUCAUUCAGCGAGUGUUGAUAUGUAAAUCAAAGGCAGAAUACAAACUAGGCAAUUGAAAAUUUAUAAUUGUGUCUUUUUUUGUCCGCCAGAUUAUUUUAAACGUUUAGAACAAAUAUGAGGGUUUACGAGACACCUAGCCGUCAUUGAUAUGUUAUGAUUUUUAAAUGUCGAUUAAACAAAAGUUGAAAGUUGA
This is a messenger RNA of Nylanderia fulva, 1125 nucleotides long. RefSeq names its product mitochondrial cytochrome C (gene CytC). Gene Ontology annotation, molecular function: heme binding; electron transfer activity. Lineage: Eukaryota; Metazoa; Arthropoda; Insecta; Hymenoptera; Formicidae. The record is from RefSeq and is a predicted model, not a curated record.